CAAAAGCAGACAGAAGCAAAGGCAGGGACUGAGCCACACGCACUCAGCAGCAUACAAACUCACUUGCUGCUCUCUAUCCUGACGCUUGCAGAGGCUUCCUGUCUCGAUGAAUGGUGAGGCUCAGUGGACCAAUGGGAGGGCAGUGGUGAGGAUGCAACAGUGAUCCAGGAAAAAACAGCCCAUUGUUCCUGGGACGUUGGAGAAGUGUGACCUCCCUCCUGCAGGCUUUGGCUGCUCGGCUUUACGGCACACUGAAGGGCCCGGUACCCCAUUGACAGGUCAGCAUGAGUGGGGGAGUCAAUGUGAAGUCGGCCCCCCGGGCUCCUCCCUCGUCAGGAAUCCCCCUCCAACACACCCUGUUGCCCUCCUCCCCCAAAGCAGACACCCGCCGCCGGGCUAGUGACCUGCCCAGGCCGUCAACACAGACCCCUAAACACACGCCCACACACACUCCCACACACACACCCAUGCAGUCUCCUUUACUUUGCCCACGGAGCUCCAGCAUCCCCGGGCCUUCCUCCAGGGACCCGAAGAGAGACGCCAGCCUGAAGAGUCAGCUCUUCCAGCGCAUGGGAGCCCUACCUGCUCCCCAGGUGUCCCGCUCUGCCUACAGCAGCCCGUUAACCCAGCGCAGGGUACCGCCGCCCCACUCCAAAGACACACUGGAUCUGGGAAAACCUGCCCCGCCUCACUUCCCCUCACAGUUUCCACAUAACGGCAAUCGCAACAGAAACACCCUCACCAAUAAGAACCAAACAUGGGGAAGCAGCAACCUGCGUCCUCCGCUCCAGUUCAGGAGAGGAGACAACUCCAACGCUGCAUCCCAGGCAACGGGUGAGGUCACGCCACAAAGAGACGAAGAUCCUCCAGGAAACCGACCAGCCCAGUCCACCAUGUCAAACAACGGUAACCUCCGCCCCUCUCUUGCUCAAAUGAGCUUCGAGCACGCCAUCAGAGGUCGCAGUGACUCCACCAGCCAAUCAGACGAGGAGAUGGGCACCCCCGAGGACAGCAGUCCGGCCUCCUCUCCCUGUCCCCUGCCACUGUCACCGAUCAUAUUCAAAAUGCCAAUAAUGUCCAGGGUGGCUGUCGGUGUGCUGGAUCAAAGCCUGGACGAGGAGGCUGCGUCCACAGAGACGCACACACCCAGAGUCAACAUGGCUACUGUGGCUCCCUUCAGCUACAGGCUGCAUGCACAGGAGAGCGAUUUUUCAGUGGACGAACUGAGUGACUGCUCAUCUGGAUCCAUAGAAGUCUGCUGCGAUGACCUAACACUAGGAGGGAUGCUGGAGGCUAAUGUGGCUAACAUUAGCAUGACGGCCAAGCCCAGAGAGAUGGACCUGAGGUCUGCUGCUGUCUCCUGCCAGGAAACUUCAGCCCAGGCCAUGGCCUCUAGGAAGCCCCUGGCCAAGCCCUCUGCUCUGCCCCAGGGACCUUCACGUCCCUCCAGGUCAGAGCUCAAGGUCUACCGGCCCUCCUCUGGAUCUAUCCCAAUCCCCAGUCCGUCCGGUCUCCGUAAGCAGCGAUCGCUUAACAACUUGUGUGUGCUCACUGAUGCUGAGAAGAAGCUGCACCUGUAUCAAUCUCCCCGUUGGAACGAUGAUACAAACCGGCCCGGCACUGGCACCAGCAAGCCAGGCCCGACUAAGACAGUUCAGGCCGGGGGUGGGAAACCACAACUUUCCCGGACCCUUUCAAAGUCAGAACAGUCUCUUUUCCAGGGUAAGCCCAAAUCUUUCUGCACCCCGUCUGUAACCUCUAACGGCAGCAAGCCGAGUCGAAUCCCCGCCCCUGGUAAACCGCGUGGACCUUAUGCUGAGGUCAAGCCCACCAGCAAGGCCUCUGAGGCAGGCCAGAGUGCAGACACAGACCCUGCAGACCACCCCACUAAGGCUGGGAAUACUGGGACUAAUGGCAAGAAACUAGGGGAGAAGGGUCGACCUGCAGCUCUGCCAACAGAGGAGAAGAAAGAGAGGAAGGGUAUAGAGGGAGAAGACGAUAAGAGCUUUCUGAAGGUGGACCCGGAGUUAGUGGUGACGGUUCUGGGAGACCUGGAGCAGCUGCUCUUCAGCCAAAUGCUUGACCCGGAGUCCCAGAGGAAGAGGACCGUGCAAAAUGUUCUUGACCUUCGACAGAACCUGGAGGAAACCAUGACCAGCCUGAGAGGGGUGCAGCUCAGCCACAGCUGUGUGGAGGGGACCAUGUGCUACGACAGCGAUGAAGCUGCUGCGUUCUCAAUUUCCAGUCUAUCAAACCGCUCCUCUCCAUUGUCAUGGCGCCAGGGUCAAGCCAGCCCCCGUCUGCAGGCUGGUGAAGCUCCGUCCACAGUUAACACCCCGUCAGACGUUCCCCUCCGGAUCAGCCACACUGCUCGUAUCCAACUCAUCGAAGCCCUCGACGACUCGGAUCCGUCCCUCCUGAAGGGAAAUUACCUCAGCAACAGAAACCUCUGCAGGAAGAGCCCAAACGAGGAGGAUGAUGAUGAUGAUGAUGAUGAAGACGAUGAUGAUAUUGAUGAUCUGGAGAAUGGUUGGGAUGAGAGCAGCUCCAUCAGCAGCGGUUUGAGUGACGGCUCAGACAACCUCAGCUCUGAAGAGUUCAACACGAGUCCCACUCUCAACUCCCUUCCUACCACUCCCAUCGGCUCCCGCAGAAACUCAGCCAUAGUGAUGCGUACGGAUGCAGAGAAGAGAUCUCUGGUGGAGAGUGGUCUGUCCUGGGACGCUGACGAUGCAAAACCCAGUCACAAGAGCCAGGGCAGCGGCGUCUAUGAUACUGGAAGUCUCAAGUCCGAAUCAGCCAAUAAAUGGAAAAAGACACGGACGCCGGGGGAGGGGCUGGAAGGAGGGAAGGGCGAACUGAAGAAACCUCAUACCCUGGGUCACGGAAAUGUGUUGAAGAAAGGAAGAAACCCACCUGUGGGAGUCACCUCCCCAAUCACACACACCUCUCAGAGUGGGCUUAAAGUGGCAGGUACAGUAAAGUCAGAUGGGAAGCCAAUGGAUAAGUCUCGGUUAGCAAUGAAGACCUCCAGCCUUCAGCGCUCCUCUUCUGAUGCCGGUAAAGACCACCGAAAUGGCACAGGUGCUGGUGAGCAACGUAAACCUCCGUCCGGCCUCGUCAGGCCCUCAACUGGUGGAAACUUUGGCUUCAAGAAGCCUAUCUCAGCUACCAAUAACGGCACACACAAUGCCAUUAUGUCCAUACCCUCUGGCUCUGCAACUGUGGGGAAGAUUCCCAAAACGUCGGGUAUUCCUGUCAAACCAGUGGCUGGUGGUGGUGGUGGUGGAGGUGGAGGACGUAAGACAAGUCUAGAUGUUUCAAACACCGACCAGAGUGGUUUUCUAUCUCCAAAUGCCAGGACGUCUCUUCAAUACCGAUCUCUGCCUCGCCCAGCAAAGACAAGCACCCUGACUCUAACCCGCCCGAGCUCAGCUCGCCCAGUGAGCACUACCAUGGACACCGGCUCGGGGCUGACCAAACCGCCCCAUGGCUCCAGGCUCAAAGAGCCCGCCUCAGGGAUUGGUUCUGGGUUGAGUAAGGCAGGUGGUCGUGGGAUCCCGAGUCCCAGUCCUGUCAAUCAGACAGACAGAGAGAAAGAGAAAGAGAGGGCCAAAGCCAAAGCUGUAGUGUCGGACUCUGAGUGUGGUGGUGGGUCUCUGAAGGGCAGCCCUGCUCAGACCCCCUCAGAGAACGGAGGGAAGCUUCAGGGGCUGAGGCCUCCCAGCAGUGGCAAAGGCAUGGAUCUGCCCUCACCUAACCCACACAGGUUAUCUGGGAUUCGCAGCCUGGCAAAGCCUCCCUCCAUGGCCCAGCUUGACAAGCUGAACUCAAACAGCCUCGAGAUGGGAAUUCAGGACUCCCUGCCACCUAAGAUUCCUCCCUACUCUAAGCUCCAGGACCUGGUCAGCUCAGCAGGCAGCACCACUGGCCCCUGCCUGACCCCCAGCCCUGCCCCUUUACUCAAUGUGAACUCUUCGUCCUGCUUCUCAAGCUCAGGAACUGGCUUGGGGCCCAGGCAGGUCUCCUCUCUCGGGGUUCAAGGGAGCGGAGGGGGCACCUCUCCCCUGCUCUACCCUCGUCUGUCUGGGCUGCAUCGCAGCAUGGAGUCGCUGCCGCUCCAGAUGAGUCUAGCCCCAGAGCCCCAGGGGAGGGAGAAGGUGCGGGAGAGGGAGCAUUUGGUGAGAGGCUACACCACCUUAGAGUCCCGGCACAAAGAUAGACAGGAAGACAGAGGCCCUCCUGCCAGCUGGAGCUCUGGAAGUAAAGUCUCAUUGUCUCUCACAGACAGUUCUCAGAGAGACAGAAACACGCUGCCAAAGAAAGGUUUAAGUUGUGCCUCCCAGGUUGAGGAGGAAGUGAAGGAGAAAGGAGACAGGAGACACUCUCAUAAUCUUCUCAGUAUGACCGAUUCACUCACUCUUCCACUGCUGUCCUCACCCACCUCUCUGCCCCGCACCUCGAAGACCAAUAUGGUACCCAGCCCUGUCGGCGGGCCUCCGAGGAUGAUUCGAUCCAACAGCAUCCCAACACACGAUGCCUCUCUGGAGCUGUAUGGAGCGUCUCCGCUCGGCAGCACAAUGUCGCUGGCUGAACGCCCCCGCAGCAUGGGAAUGGUUCGCUCCGGAUCCUUCAGGGACAAGGAGCCCGACGAGGUUCAUGGAUCUGUACUCUCCCUGGCGUCCAAUGCCUCGUCAUGCUACUCCUCGGUGAGUGUGGGCGGCAUUCAGACUCAGGCUGAGGAAAGGAUUCAGGGAGAGCAAAUCCGUAAACUGAGGAGGGAGCUGGAAUCGUCGCAGGAGAAGGUGUCUAACCUGACGACACAGCUGACCGCCAAUGCAAAUCUGGUGGCCGCCUUUGAGCAAAGUUUGCACAUGAUGACAACUCGACUGCAGAGUCUGUCAAUAACCCAGGAACAGAAGGACACAGAGCUGGGGGAGCUGAGGGACACCAUCGAGGCUCUGAAGGUCAGGAAUGAUGAAGCCCAGGCUGUCAUACACGGAGCCUUAAACGCACCGGAUAAUAUGAGAGGUUUGGAAAUGCACCAGUUGAGCUUUCUCUUUUCUUCUGUCGCUGCACAUUUGCCUCUUUUGAUGUUGAGUUUUCUUGCUUUACCAGACAUGCAGAUUCGACGUCAGAACUCAUGCGAGAGCCUCUCCAGUCUCAACAGCCUGACCAGUAUGUCGAGUGUGGGCAGCUUCAAGGACCAAGAUGCUAAGAAGAAGAAGAAGAAGAGCUGGCUGCGGAGCUCCUUCAACAAGGCGUUCAGCAUUAAGAAAGGCACCAAAACAUACUCAGACAUUGAAGAAAUCGCCACCCCCGACUCCUCAGCUCCAAACUCCCCCAAAAUGCUCCAUGAAGGGGGAGAAGAAGAAGAAGAAAAUCAGCACUCAUCCCUCACAACCUCGAUCUCCGCCACCUCUUGUGUGAUCAUGGAGACUACAGACGAGGGAGACAAUGAGGAAGCAGCGGUAUCAGACUUGCGCUCAGAACUCUGGGGAAAAGAGAGAGAACUGACAGAAAUCCGACUGGAGGCCUUGAGCUCUGCACAUCAGCUGGAGAACCUCCGGGAAGCCAUGAACAGCAUGCAGUCAACGGUGGAGAACCUGAAGCAGGAGAACGACCAUUUGAAAACAGGCUCUGGUCCAACUUCUUCCACCUCCCAGCCUUCAGGUCUGUCCUCUCUCCUCGGCCCCUCACUGAGGCAGCCGAUGAGCAUGUCCCUCACCAAGUCCUUCAGCCUCAGUCUGAAUGAUUGUAAAGAUCCAGACUUGUCUCCAGUUGAAACGUUAAGUGUGUCUUCCCAGCGGGAUGAGGUGUGUGCACGAGUGCUUGUCCGCAUUGGAGAUCAAGCAGAGGACAGUAAGCAGCAGCAGGAGUUCUACCUGGGCUCAGUGCCGGUCAGUGCGAGAACUGACUGGUCCUGUCUCGACUCUCUUCUCGCUAAGAUCUUGAAGGACUACCUAAUUCAAGUGGACCCGACUGCCAGCCUGGGUCUGUCCUGUGAUUCGCUGCACAUGUAUCAGCUGACCCAGGGAGUGCAGAGGGUGAUCGGAGGGGACAAACCUCAAGCCUCACCUUAUCGUUGUCUCAGCAGUGGUUCAGCUCGAAUACUUGUCACUUUGAAAGGUCUCAGAGAGAAAUGUGUUGACUCACUGGUGUUUGAGACUCUGAUUCCUAAGCCGAUGAUGUUGCACUACAUCAGCUUGCUGCUGAAGCACAGGCGUCUGGUUCUGUCCGGACCCAGCGGGACAGGAAAAACGUACCUGGCUCAGCGUCUGGCCCACUACCUCCUGCAGCGCAGCCGGACUGACUUGUCUGAGGCCGACCAUGAGACCUGUCUCCUCGGUCGCAGCGCUGCCGUCUCCUUCAACAUGCAUCGUCAGUCGCAGAAGGAGUUGCAGUUGUAUCUGUCCGAUCUUGCAAAUCAGAUAGACAGAGAGAGUGGAGGGGAACUGCCGCUGGUCGUUAUUAUAGAUGACAUCAGUGAUUCAGCAGGCCUCACUGAGCUUGUUAACGGAGCACUCACGUGCAAGUAUCACAAAUGUCCUUACAUCAUUGGGACAACCAAUCAGCCUGCGAAGAUGACAUCUAACCACAGUCUGCACCUUAGCUUCAGGAUGGUAAUAUUCUCAAACAACGUGGAACCAGCUAACGGGUUCCUGCUGAGGUACCUGCACCGUAAAGCUGUGGAAGCCUACCAGGUGAAGGAGCAGGACUCGGCACGCCACCAGGCUCUCCUCCGCGUACUAGACUGGAUCCCUCAGCUCUGGUACCACCUCCACACUUUCCUGGAGAAACACAGCACUUCUGACUUCCUCAUAGGUCCCUGCUUCUUCCUGUCAUGCCCAGUAUCAGUGGCAGAGUUCAGGCAGUGGUUCAUUGAUCUGUGGAACCACUCCAUCAUACCGUACCUGCAGGAGGGAGCCAAAGAUGGCAUCAAGGUGCACGGGCAGAAGGCAGUGUGGGAGGAUCCAGUGGAGUGGGUGAGAGGGACUCUCCCUUGGCCCAACGCACAGCAGGACCAGUCCAGGCUCUUUCACCUACCUCCCCCCAGCAUAGGUCCAGCCAGUGAGGAGAAGAAGCUCCCCAAAGAUACACCUCCACCCAGCACGCUGGAGUCAGACCCUCUGAUGGCCAUGCUGCUGAAGCUCCAGGAGUCGGCCAACUACAUAGAGUCUCCAGAGCGGGAAGGCUGUCUGGAUCCCAGUCUGCAGGCUACACUCUGAGGAUAACAUGCGACUGUCAGUCAAGCUAUGGAACUAUGGACUCUUACUUACGACUGAUACAGCGGGUGCGGUCCCAAUGAGACUUUAAAGACUCAAUAAUUAACUUAACUGUGUGCUCAGUGAGCAGCUACAAAGCUAAAUGUAAAGGAUCUAUAGAGAGAGAGAGAGAGAGAGAGAGAGAGAGAGAGAGAGAGAGAGAGAGAGAGAGAUUAUGAACGAAGGGCUUGCUCUGCCCUGCUUUCAGAAAGACAAAUAAUGAUCCUGUCAGGGAAAGACAUUGACGUGUCUCUUCUCUGCCCUCAAUUUGUUCCGGAUGGGUUGUUGUUGAAUCUGCAAGUGCAUGGUAACUGGAAUAGUAUGAUGCAAAAAUAUUACCUAUAAUCCCAUUGAUCAAGACCCAUUCUUUUCUUUUCUUUUGGUUUUGACUGCCACAACGUUCACCACUACCUACUGGUGCUUACUGUUACUGGUUUUCUUUGAAGGCUUCAUUUCACAAAGAAAUUCACCUGAGAAGAACCUCUGAUUUUCUCAAAAGUAGGAUCCUCACUCGACACAGCCAAAAAUGCACUUUAUUUUCUACUUGUGGUAAUUGGAUUUUAGGAGGCUGUGUCAGUGACUGUGUAUUCAACCGGGAAUCAUGCAGUUCAACAGUAAUUCCUCUAGAUGGCAGCAUCUACUCCUGCCUCAGUGCUCUCCCGGUGUGCUUUGUGAUUGAUCAAAGGUGCUUGGUAGAAUAUAACACACACACUCUUUUACAGAGCUAUGAAAAAAGCCUUGAAUGUUUUUUCCUUUUCCUUUUCAGUUUAGCCAUUGUUUCAUUCAUGGAUCUAAUGUCAGAACUGUGGAGCUGUAAGAGUAACAUGCAUGGGUGAAUAAUUAAUGGAAAUAAUGAAUCGGUUUUAGGGUCAGUCUGUAAAGAAAAUCCUCGGCAGCCACUGGCUUCCUCCAGUAAUAUACCGAUACAACCACAGAAACUGACAUUGGCCCUACUCAACAUACUGUAUUGUAAAAACACAGAAAAGAAACUGCUUGUUUAUCUAGUCUGUCCAAAAGGCCUGACAUUUCUGACUGCUUGCAUAUGUUGAUGUAUCUAAAUACAUCAUAACUAUGUAUUUAGAUGUCGGUUUUAAAACACACAGAUCUCUUGUGAUAGAUGAGGAUACAGCUUUGAAAAUCUUGAUUUUGUAGGAUUUUAUACUGAGCCAUCUUCAUCACCUAACUAACAUGCCAUUAUUGACAGCGGCGUUAAACUUCUGUCGAUCAUUUCUCAUUUCUCAUCCCACAAGGGGAAGUGGAGAAUGCCAGUAAAAAAAAAAACUGCCAUCAAGUGAUAAGAAUCCUUAGAUAAAAAAAAAGGCAUUUCCUUCCUCAUUGCAUUUGCUCUUUAUAUCUUUGAUAACAUACAUUUCCUUUUCACACAUUGUUUUAAGAGUUACUGUAAGAGUAAGGGCUGCAGGUAAGAAAGGUGGAAACUCAUUUUUAAGUGGCGUCCUCCUAUUCCUUUCCUUCGUUUGUUUGCACAUAAUAUAUGUUAGAGUUUUAGAUUACAGAGAGUAUUUAUUGCUCACAUCCUGACUGUUCUUGUGAUGAAAGAAGAAAAGCAUAAAACGACGUGUAAGAGGAUGUUUAUGUAAAUAGUAAAGAUAUUCUUAAACCUCUCAGCCCUCUGCCCCUUUGACCCUUAAGUACCUCAGACUGCCAUACUCUGUCCAGAUGAUCCUCUACUUUCCAAACAGGGUGCUGGUGUAAAGUAGAGACAUGAUGCCUAAGUCUAUCUGUGCCUGAAACACUAUUUGGCCUAAAGCUGCUUUUGAGCUUUAUUCUACCACGCGGAGGCCUCGAUUUAGAGGAAACAUCAUCACUUCCUCUCACCUACUCUGAUGUCACUUUAAUGUCGUCACAUUGAUGCCAAGAUUUGGAUGGAAAGUGGGUUAUCAAUGUUGACCUUUGGCUGGUAAUCAAGGUGAUGAGCUGUUAGUUAAGAUGAUGUGUGCGUACUCUGCAAUAGAUGAGAAUGUGUAAUCAUGACUGGGUUGCGAUUUGACACCAUUUUAAACGUAAGUGUGAAAGACUUGACAUCUUUGUGGAGUUGCCUGAGAGUUAGAAGCAGUGUAAGAACAGAUAUAAGCCUGGAGAUGUAAUGACGAUGCAUGUAUCCCUGGUGUGUUCCCAAAGUUUCGUUUCAUUGGACCUACCCACACGUAACCUUAUCACAGGAGGGAUUUUUAUUAACUGGAUAGCUUCCUCUUUCCACGUUGUUUUAAGAGCAGACAUUUGUUUUUCUUAUGCAAAUAUUUGUAAAGGUUUCUUUCUCUUUUGUACAUGACAUCACUAUUGUAAACACUGUAAAUAGUCAGUGCAUCUGCGACAACAAUCACUAAAACGUGUAGAGAUCUAAGAAAAGGCAUAAAGGCAUGGCCCCUGUGUGCAGAAAGCGGUUUUAUUGUCUUCCUCCAUUGGGAAAGAGUACUUGGCUUAAGAGGGGGCCUAAUAAUGGUUGUAUGGAAUGUCUCUAUAAACACAUCAAAUCCCAUAUGUCUAACAUUGAGCAAUGGACACAAUAAAGUCAUGCCAUUCUUCACAUCA
Cottoperca gobio is the source of this 9815-nucleotide messenger RNA. RefSeq names its product neuron navigator 1a (gene nav1a). Gene Ontology annotation, biological process: neurogenesis; nervous system development; microtubule bundle formation. The transcript has 32 exons. The record is from RefSeq and is a predicted model, not a curated record. Gene Ontology annotation, cellular component: microtubule cytoskeleton; axon initial segment. The coding region runs from base 285 to 7229 and encodes 2314 amino acids. Gene Ontology annotation, molecular function: ATP hydrolysis activity. NCBI's taxonomy places the organism in Eukaryota, Metazoa, Chordata, Actinopteri, Perciformes, Bovichtidae.